Messenger RNA from Naegleria gruberi, 909 nucleotides. RefSeq lists its product as uncharacterized. Gene Ontology annotation, biological process: DNA replication proofreading. NCBI's taxonomy places the organism in Eukaryota, Heterolobosea, Eutetramitea, Acrasida, Naegleriidae. The transcript has a single exon. The record is from RefSeq and is a predicted model, not a curated record. The coding region runs from base 1 to 909 and encodes 302 amino acids. Gene Ontology annotation, cellular component: cytosol. Gene Ontology annotation, molecular function: nucleic acid binding; 3'-5' exonuclease activity.
AUGAGAAAAUUAGCAAAUGGAUUGAAUUGUGCUGUAAAAUCUUCUUCACCACAAACAAUCAUGAUGAGUGGUAACAAGAGGAGUCUUUAUUCAAUUAUCCUUGGAGGAGGGUUGAAGAACAAAUCAAUGAUGAAUCAACACAGUUUCGGAAAGAUUGGAUUUAAUGUAAUGAUGAUGAAUAAUUAUUCGACGUCGUCGUCGAGUACUUCCACCACUCCAUUGUUUUCUCCCAGAUAUAAUGUUGUAGUUUUGGAUAUUGAAGGUACAUCAACCAAUACCAGUUAUUGCAGAAUGAUUGAAGUUGCUUGUGCAAGAAUUGUCGAUGGUACAUCAAUCAGUUCAUUUACCAGUUUGGUUAAUGCUGAUAUCGAUUAUAUACCAGAACCAGUUCAAGAAAUUACAAAGAUUACAAAAGCCAUGAUUGACCUUUCACCUCCUCCCCAAAUAGUUCUUUCACAAUUAUAUAAUUUUUUGAGUUCACAACCAUCCCUUGUAGUUGGGCAUAAUGUUAGAUUUGAUGCUAGUGUGAUUUACAAUGAAUUUGUGAGAUAUAAGAUUAUCAAUAAUGAAGUUCACAAACCUGACGACUUUAUAUCACAUUCACUCUUUACAAACACACUCUGUACCCUAAAGCUUGCAAGAAGAUUAUUUCAAGGUCAACCAGAUUACAAGUUGGGUAACUUGGUAGAAAACCUUGGUUUGGGUAGGUCUAUUAAUGCCCAUAGAGCUCAUGCCGAUGUAUCCAUGACAACUCUAUUGUGGAGAAGAAUCUAUCGUGAAUCAUUUGAACGAUUGGGGGGAGAAAUAUAUCCAGAUCAUGAAUUUUUCCUCAAACUUCAAGAAACACCAGCUAAGGAUGUAAGGAAAUUUAUUGAAAUGUACAAGAUGGAAAAGACUUAUGGAAAUUAG